Paracoccidioides lutzii Pb01 is the source of this 4371-nucleotide messenger RNA. Its product is annotated as ATP-dependent permease PDR12. Bases 1 to 4371 code for a protein of 1456 amino acids. The record is from RefSeq and is a predicted model, not a curated record. Gene Ontology annotation, molecular function: ATP hydrolysis activity; ATP binding; ABC-type transporter activity. Gene Ontology annotation, biological process: transmembrane transport. The transcript is spliced from 9 exons. Gene Ontology annotation, cellular component: membrane.
AUGCCUCCAAAAGGGUCGGUAUUGUCCCGGAUUCCAAGUCACAAUGAACGACCGCGCAAUGCUACCGAACGGGAAGAUGAUUUGGAGUCGCACGUCCAUCCGACUCGGCAGGACGAGGACACAUUGGCAAGUUUGCACCAAUGUCUUACGCAGUACUCCGACCACGAACCCAUUGAACAUGCAGAGCCGCACUCAACUCUUGAAAAAUAUCUUCGAGAACACCGGGUGAAAGAUGUAUGCGACAGACCCUUUAGCCGACUCGGGAUUUGUUUUAAGAAUGUGACCACCUGGGGUGUCCGAAACGAGCAUUCGCAGGUGAAGACUUUAGCUCAGGCACUUUGGCGGACGGCAACAUUUCAGGACGUGUAUGAGUGGACCAUCAAAAGAUGGAUUGCUCCCCCAAAACUUGAAAAUAGGAGACCCUUGAUCAAUGAUUUUUCAGGGGUUGUCCGAAGCGGGGAGAUUAUGCUGGUAUUGGGCCGCCCUGGCGCUGGGUGUUCGACAUUUUUGCGAACCGUAGCCAAUCACCACUCCUCCUUUUUGGGCGUGACUGGAUCCAUUGACUAUUCCGGGCUUAAACCAGAAGAUAUGUCAAAACAUUUUAGAGGGGAAGUUGCUUAUAUCCCAGAAGAGGAUAUCCACUUUCCCACUUUAACUGUACGUCAAACACUGGAAUUUGCAUUGGAGAGCAAGACUCCAAAAAGGCUACGGCAUAAAAUUCCUGAGAUCUUGGAAAUCUACGGCCGAGUUUUUGGCAUAUCCCAUGUCAUGGACACGCUAGUUGGGAACGAAUAUAUCCGUGGUGUUUCCGGUGGUGAACGGAAACGUAUUUCGAUCAUUGAAUCUCUUGCAACUGAUUCUGCCGUUGGUGCAUGGGACAAUUCUACCAGGGGUUUGGAUGCUGCUGCUGCGGUUGAUUAUGCUCGAAGCCUUCGAAUUAUGACGGACGCUUGUGGCAAGGCAACCAUCGUGACACUCUACCAAGCCUCUGAUGCCGUGUACAAAUUUGCAGAUAAAGUUUUAAUUAUAGACGAGGGACGGAUGUUAUUCCAGGGCCCUGCGAACAGAGCAACAUCCUACUUCGAAGACUUGGGGUAUAAACGUCACCCCAGACAGACCAUCGCAGAUUUCCUUACUGGCAUCACAUCCGCUGAGACUCGAUCUUUUCGGGACGGUUUUGAAGCUCGUGCCCCUAAAGGGGCAAUCGAAUUGGAAAAGGCGUUCAAGGAAAGCAAAGAUUUCAAGGUUAUCCAGCAAGAUAUCCGGAAUUACGAAGAGCAACUUUCCAGCUCCCGUAAAAGAGUGACGCACCAAGCCAAUGACUCUAAUUCCACCCUGGCAGACUUCACAACCCUUGCCCGGCAGAAAAAGUCUCGUUUCGUUUCGGCUACAUCGGUUUACAACACUUCUCUGGUAAAACAAGUUGUUCUUUGUACGAAACGUCAAUGGUGGCUCCUAAAAGGUUACCCUUCGCAUUUGUACUUGAAACUGGGUAAUUCUAUUGUGCUAGCACUUUUGAUAUCGUCUCUGUUUUUUAACCUACCUGCUACCACUAAGGGUGCCUUCUCCCGCGCGGGUUUUCUCUUUUACAGCGCCCUUACCUUGGCCUGGAUCCAAUUGGCUGAACUUGAAGACUCCGUUCAAGGCCGUGGCAUCAUUAGCCGUCAGAAACGGUUCGCCUUUGUGAGGCCGAGCGCCGUUGCCUUUGCUCGUACUUUGUUCGACUUCGUAUUAGUCUUUAUAAUGUCUGUGGUGUUCAACAUAAUCGUCUAUUUUAUGGCUGGUUUCAAAUUGGAUGCUGGAUCUUUCUUUAUCUUUUUCCUCUUCUCAUACCUGUAUACUGUUUGCCAGACUUCUCAAUUCCGGCUGUUUGCGGCUUUCUCGAGUUUCGAAGUGGCCCUACGAUAUUGUGGUGUGAUAUUCCUAAUCGCCAUUACUUACAGCGGCUACCUGCUCCCAUUAAACAGGCUAAUUUCUCGGGUGCCUUGGGUUGGAUGGAUUGCGUACUCCACACCCGUGAUAUACACCUACGAAGCAUUAAUAGCUAAUGAGUUCCAUAAUCUUGAACUCACUUGCGAUCCCGCGUCGAUUGUCCCUUCAGGUCCUAAUUAUACAAAUCCGAUGUAUCAGUCCUGCGCGGGCGCUGGCAGUGUGCCGGGACAGCUAACAAUCAGUGGUGACGCUUAUCUUGCAAGCAGAUAUGGUUUCUAUUAUCGCAAUGUAUGGAGAAAUUUCGGCAUCUUGGUUCUGUUUACCAUAGCAUACACGGUUAUGAAUGCUUGGCUUUGCGAGGUCCUGGAAUGGGACGACGGUUCUGCUGGCGCUGUUUUAUAUGGCAAAAAGAGCAAACGACGCCGAAGUGCGGCUGUCAACGAUGAGGAGAAUAGAGCUAUUGAUGGCGACCACAAGGCUCCCCCAGAGAUGACAGGAACAGAUUCCCGCGGCGCCCCCGCCAUGAGCAUUGCGAAGACGCAAUCGACCUUUGCGUGGCGGAAAUUGAGAUAUACUAUACGACAAGGAACCUCAGAGAGGGUCUUGCUAAAUGAUGUUUCUGGAUAUUGCCAACCGGGGAAACUUACAGCGCUAGUUGGAUCAUCUGGUGCUGGUAAAUCAACAUUGUUGACUGUUCUCACUCAACGCCAGAACACCGGCACGCUGACUGGCGAUUUAAUGAUUGAUGGAGAAGUUCCGGACAUGACAUUUCGUCGGAAAAUUGGAUAUUGUCAGCAGAUGGAUCUCCAAGACGGCACAAGCACAAUUAGAGAGGCUUUUGAGUUUUCCGCAUUAUUACGGCAGGGAUAUGAUGUUCCGCGACAGGAGAAGCUUGCCUAUGUGGACACGAUCUUACAAACUCUUGGGCUUAUGGAGCUGCAAGAUGCUGUGAUAGGCUCACUGCCGAUAGAGCAAAAGAGACGGACGACCAUCGGAGUUGAGCUUUGCGCCAAACCAAGCCAUCUUUUGUUUUUGGACGAACCUACAAGUGGUCUCGAUAGCGAGGGUGCGUUCAGCAUCGUCGUAUUACUCAGGAAGCUUGCGGAUGCAGGGCUUUCCAUUGUGUGCACCAUCCACCAAGCAAGUCAUAAACAGAUUGAACUUUUCGACCGUGUCCUCGCAUUGAAUCCUGGAGGCAACAUAUUUUACUUCGGGGAUGUUGGACCUUCUGGAAAAACUAUAUGCGAUUAUUUCGGCCGUCACGGUAUUGCCAUCGAACCCGGGAAGAAUGUGGCAGACCUUCUUAUUGAAGUUGGUGUCGGAGCAAUUAAGGUGGAAGGGAAGGAAAUGGACUGGAAUAACGUAUGGAAGAGCUCGCCCGAAGCAGCCAAAGUUGAGGAACUAGUCGACGUUAUCUGCUCCAAAAAGGGAAAGGGAAUUGCCGUGGACCAAAAUGCCGACAAGAUGGAAUAUGCGUCGUCGACAUUCGAACAAAUAGUCCAACUCACAAAGCGCCUAUCUCGGCAAUACUGGCGCACCCCUGAAUACCCCUAUUCAAGACUUUAUGCAUCCGUCAUCCAUGCUUUACUCAAUGGACUCACCUAUCUGCAAAUUGGAAAUAGCGAGACGGACAUGCAAUCGCGAGCGUUCUCCUGUUUCUUAAUCCUCAUGCUUGUCCCGGAAUUCGUCAACGGCACCGCGAUGAAGUUCAUUGAGAAUCGCGACAUGUGGUUAGAACGCGAGUAUCCAAGCCGGAUGUAUGGAUGGUUCAGUUUCUCCUCUGCUCAAAUCUUAGCUGAACUACCAUAUGCGUUUAUCGGAGGAACUAUUUUCUAUCUUAUUUUCUACUUCUGCGUGGGACUGCCUCUCGGUACUCCGGCUGGCUAUACCUUUCCCAUGGUUCUCUUCUUCCACCUUUUCGCGACCUCUUGGGGUCAAUGGAUUGCUGCAAUGAGUACCGACGCUGUCAUGGCUGCCAACCUGAUGCCUUUCUUCCUGAUCAUGUGUGAGCUGUUCAAUGGCAUUCUGCGACCUCAAUCAGAGAUGCCUGCCUUCUGGGCUUAUACCAUGUAUUACAUUGCACCAUUUACAUACUGGAUCGGAGGCAUUCUCUCGAUGGUCAUGAAGGGUGUCAAAGUCACCUGCGACGCGAGUGAAUUGAUAACCUUCUUUGCCCCUCCAAAUCAAACAUGCGCAGAGUACGCCGGCUCAUGGAUUACUUCGGCCCGGGGUUACCUAGCUAACCCAGAGGGCAUGGAAAGAUGUCAGUACUGUUCGUAUCGCUUGGGUGACGACUUCCUCGCUAAAAAUAACAUUUCGAGUUCCAACGCCUGGCAAUACCUAGGCAUUUUCGUCGGCUUCGUGGUUACGAACUACAUGAUCAUAUAUUUGCUUGUCUACUUCUUCUCCGUGAAGAGGUUGUUCAAAAGGUCCAAAUGA